Racocetra persica is the source of this 120-nucleotide messenger RNA. NCBI's taxonomy places the organism in Eukaryota, Fungi, Glomeromycota, Glomeromycetes, Diversisporales, Gigasporaceae. The record is from the annotation of a GenBank genome assembly.
ACACAACAUCAAAAAAUUUAUAAAGAUGCUUGGGAAGUAGAAAAAGGAAAGCAUCAAUCGAAGGAACAAGAACAAAAUCUAACUAUAAUUCGAAAUAUUAAUUUUAUAAUGGGUGAAUGU